CUGACUUUUUAAUAAAUGCUUUGAUGCCGAUGUCAAACAGUGAGACAGCGUAUCUUUUGUCAUGGAAACUCCAGCUCUUUAACUUUGCCUCCAUGUUUGGCACUAAUUAGCAUUAUUUUGACUAUUUUGUAAGACUCUCCUGCUCCAAGUGCUUCAUUAGCUAUGGUACGGAACCCUGGUAUUUCUAUUUGAUUAAUGGAUUUCUUAAUUUUAAUGUAGCCUUUGCUUUGGCUCUCCUGGUCUUACCACUGACUUCUCUCAUGGAAUACCUAUUGCAGAGAUUUCAUGAAAUGUUACCACUUCGUGUUUCAGCGAUACCGCCUGGAGCAUUACACGGUGACGUCGAACUGGCUGGCAUCGGGAAUGCUCGUCCUGUUUGGGCUCUUGUCCUUUUCUCGCUCUGUGGCACUGUUCAAAGGGUAUCACGGGCCCCUUGAUUUGUAUCCAGAAUUUUAUCGAAUUGCCACGGACCCAACCAUCCACACUGUCCCAGAAGGCAGGCCUGUGAAUGUCUGUGUAGGAAAGGAAUGGUAUCGCUUUCCCAGUAGCUUCCUUCUGCCUGAUAAUUGGCAGCUUCAGUUCAUUCCAUCAGAGUUCAGGGGUCAGUUACCAAAACCUUUUGCGGAGGGACCACUGGCCACUCGAAUUGUUCCUACUGACGUGAAUGACCAGAACCUGGAGGAGCCAUCCAGAUACCAAAUGGACGUCACUGCAGAUACUCUCCUGACAGCAGGCCUUGAUGGGGAUCACCAUGAGGACAUGGAGAGUCAGAAGGUUGGGCACGUGCACUAUAAUGGAAGCGGGGGAGGCACAGGUUCAGAGUGA
Messenger RNA from Leptonychotes weddellii (Weddell seal), 825 nucleotides. NCBI's taxonomy places the organism in Eukaryota, Metazoa, Chordata, Mammalia, Carnivora, Phocidae. The record is from RefSeq and is a predicted model, not a curated record.